Ostreococcus lucimarinus CCE9901 is the source of this 1851-nucleotide messenger RNA. RefSeq lists its product with no specific name. The transcript has a single exon. The coding region runs from base 1 to 1851 and encodes 616 amino acids. Lineage: Eukaryota; Viridiplantae; Chlorophyta; Mamiellophyceae; Mamiellales; Bathycoccaceae. The record is from RefSeq and is a predicted model, not a curated record.
AUGCCGCCGGCGACGCGGUCGCCGCUCGACGCGAUCGCGCGAAACGUCGACAUGCGCGCCUCGGCGCUGAGCGCGGUGGAGAAGUUGGCGCUCGAGGCCGACGCGACGGCGCUGUCGCCGAUCGACGUCGCGCGCGCGCCGCGCGUCGAGACGACUCGCGCGCGCGAGAGCGACGCGACGGCGCGCGAGAGCGACGCGAACGCGCGCGAGGACGACGCGCGCGAGGACGACGCGGACGAGGCGUCGACGGCGACGACGGAGUAUCGAGAGACGGUGGCGCUGCUGCGCGCGCAGACGACGGCGCUGCGCGAGGCGAACGAAGCGCGCGAGGAGCUCGAGGAAGCGCUUCGCGAGGCGGAGACGACGAAGGCGACGCUCGAGGGCGACGCGCUGGAGCGAAUGCGCGCGGUGCGGGGAGAGAUGGAAUCGCUUCGCGCGACGCUGGAGGAGGUGGUGGAGAGUCGGCGACGCGCGCGAGAGGGGGAGGCGAACGCGGUGGCGCGAGCGAAGGCGUCGGAGGAGACGCUCGCGCGCGAGAGGGAAUCGCACGAGCGCGCGGUGGAGGAAAUGCGCGCGGAGCUGGCGCUCGCGCGGUCGAGCGCGGAAAUCGCGGCUCGAGGCGUGCGAACGAAGGACGGCGUCGAAGUCACCGCGGAGCUGUACGAACAGUCGCACUCGAUGGAAAAGAAGGCGUUGAAGGAUGCGCAGCGGGCCAAAAACGCGCUCGUGGAGCAGAAGAAAACGCUCGAGGCGCUGGAGAAGCGAUUGCGCGACACGAGGUCGCGCGCGGAUUUAGCCGAAGCCAAGUGCCGAGAAUUGAAAUCGGCGCAAAAACGAUGGGAUCGAUUGGAAGCCGGUGGUGAUAACGCGUUCGCACAGUCCCCUGCCUCGGCAGCUACGCCGCGGACGCUGCGACAGAGCCAUCGCGACGUGCGGGCGUACGCCGCCCAGCGCGUGGAGGCGUUGGAGAAGGAUGUCAAGACGACGCGGCGCGAAGCUACGCUAGCGACUGCGGAUUUAGAUUCAAAGUUAGCCGCCGAGUCAGGCACGCGUAGCGCUGUGCAAGGAAGCUUGGAGAGCGCACGCGCGCGUAUCCGCGUGCUCGAAGGUGAGCGUGAUGCGUUGCGAGCGCGCGCCGAGGCGGCAGAGACUGAGGUCGCAGAUUUGAAGAUGACGCUCAAGUUGACGGAGGAACGCGCGGCGCAAGCGGAGGAAACGGCGGCGAAAGAAAUCGCGGCGGCUAUGGACGCGAUGCACCGAGUUCAUUCGGCAGAAGACGCCCUGAUGUCCGCCUCGCACCAGCAAGAGGAGGCGGUCAAGGCGAAAAGUGCAAUGAAGCGGCGCGAAUACGGAGAGAAGACGCGUGAGCUCGAGGAACGCAUCGAAGCCGCUGAACGGGCGCGCGAUGCCGCAGCGCAACGCGCACAAGUGGCGGAGGAUGCACGCAGACGCGCCGAGUCCGAACUUGCGCGCGCGCAGACGAGCACAGCGCGCGACGGCGACGGCGCCGACGUCCGCGAACGAAUUUGCGCCGCCGAGGACAGAGCGCUUCGCGCCGAGGAAGAGCUCUCUCAAGUCCGUAAAGCCGCGCGCGAUGCCGCGCGCAACGCAAACGAAUCCAUCUCGCCGUCGCCCGAACGCGUGGCGCACCGACCACCGUUCUCGCAAUCGCGACCGACUCGUCUUGCGCGCGAGCGCGACGGCCAACGCGCCGCCGCCGCCGAGCUCCUGCACAGCCUUCGCGCCAAACUCGAGGCCAGUUCCCCGUCGAUCGGGCAGAAGUCGAAAAGUAGAUUCACGGAUGCCGAUCACGACGACGCCUCGUACGCUACGCCCGUGAAACGGGCUUGA